Cyphellophora europaea CBS 101466 is the source of this 1398-nucleotide messenger RNA. RefSeq lists its product as uncharacterized. Gene Ontology annotation, molecular function: zinc ion binding; DNA-binding transcription factor activity, RNA polymerase II-specific. Gene Ontology annotation, biological process: regulation of DNA-templated transcription. The transcript is spliced from 4 exons. The record is from RefSeq and is a predicted model, not a curated record. NCBI's taxonomy places the organism in Eukaryota, Fungi, Ascomycota, Eurotiomycetes, Chaetothyriales, Cyphellophoraceae. Bases 1 to 1398 code for a protein of 465 amino acids.
AUGGUCGGUGGAUCUGGUAGAUCCAAGGGCUGUCACACGUGUCGAAGGCGGAAGAAGAGAUGCACCUUAGAACGUCCGAUCUGUGACCGAUGCAAAAAGUCUGGCCUGGCAUGUAUCGGGUAUGAUGUCCAUGUAUUCGUGAAUACGACGGCGACGAGCACAGGUGUUGCCGUCACUCGCAGCGAUUUCGAGGUUACGCUGCGUCAUUCGUUAAAUCUUGCGGCUUAUGAAGAGCAGUACCUCGGUCUUUUUUGGGACAUUUACUUGCCAGGCGCGUCGCCACCGGCAAUUGGGUCCUGGGGAAGCUGGGUAACUGUCGCACGAGACAUUUCGUCUAAUAACGAUGCGGUCAGAAAAGCUUUGUUGGCGGUAUGCAUGAUAUUGGUUGGUCAGAACGAUGCUAAACCGUGGAUGGCUCAUGAGAGCCUCAAGUUGUACACCAGUGCCCUCGACAACGUUCGAAAUAGUCUAAGCUAUACCUCCACAUGGUACUCAGACGCAACGCUUGUCGCCUCGAGAGCAUUGAGUGCAUACGAGCUGUUACGUGGACCGGACACCGAACCCAACUCACCGUACUCGCAACCGAAGAAUUGGGUCAGCCAUCACCUAGGGCAGACUGCCAUCAUCACAAGACGCAGUCCAAUUCACUAUACGGACGGCCGAGCGCAUCGUCUUUUUGUAGACGGCCGUCUGCAGCUGGCUAUCGCGGCAUGUUUGAGCAACAAGCGAACCUUCCUGUCCGAUCCCAUGUGGACCAGCAUCCCGUGGUCACACAUGUCCAAGAGUCCAAAGGAUCAUCUGAUCGACAUCCUUGUCAAAAUCCCUACCCUUUUCGAAGACAUUGAUGCCUUGGCGCUGCACGCGCACUCUGGUGGAAGCAUUGCAUAUCGCAUUCGCACCACCUAUAGCUGUAUCAUGACGGAGCUCAGAACUUGGCGAGAAACGAAGUUUCCGCAUGACGAGCUCAGUGCCCUGGAAGCGCGCAGAGAUCAGGAGCCGACCACCAAGGAUGUCUUGGCCGCACAUCUGUUGACGCUCUACUGGACCAUGUGUCUGGUAACCAACAACAUGAUGCGUAUGGCGGUCUCGCUGUCACCGGACAGCGACCCCGGGCUGCAAUUCCGUGAGCAUCUCGCGAAAUCUUCACUGGACGGUCACUGUCAGCAGAUUUCUGACGUUGUGGGGGUGCUGUUCCACCCUGCUGCUGGCGUAUUCGGCGCCCAGUUCGCCAUGUUUCCCAUUACCUGCUCCCUUCUGUAUCUCACAAAGACGCAGCAACUGGAAACGGAGCUCGCCGAUCGCUUUCUGGAGAAACUCUCCGUGCAGACGAACCACAAAGGCCUGCAAAAGUUCAUUCUUGGGGUGGUCAAAGAACGGCAGGGGCUGAGAGCUGUCUAA